Molecule: messenger RNA, 762 nt
Organism: Emys orbicularis (European pond turtle)
Lineage: Eukaryota; Metazoa; Chordata; Testudines; Emydidae
Product: trypsin-like
Exons: 5
Coding region: 1-762 (253 amino acids)
Biological process (GO): proteolysis
Molecular function (GO): serine-type endopeptidase activity
Source: RefSeq, a predicted model, not a curated record
AUGGAGCGGGCCGGCUUCGCGCUGCUGCUGCUCCUGCUGCUGCCUGCAGCCUCUCCCCGAGAAGAUCGGAUCAUUGGGGGCACCGAGUGCCCAAAGUUGGGGCACCCCUGGCUGGUUCUCCUCUACUACUUUGACCAACACUACUGCUCCGGCACCCUGCUGAACCAGGACUGGGUGCUCACUGCCGCCCACUGCAAGCUGAGUCACAUCCAGGUGCGCCUAGGGGAGCACAGCCGUGGAACUAGCUCGGGGAACGAGCAGUUCUCCGCCGCCCAGGAAAUCAUCCCCCACCCCGGAUUCCGCGCCCUCAGCGCCGGCAGCCGGGACUACGAGAAUGACAUCAUGCUGCUCCGCCUGUCACCCCCGGCCGUCUACACUGACUACGUGCAGCCCCUGGCACUGACUGACUGCUGCCCCCAAGAAGGGACCCACUGCACCGUGAUGGGAUGGGGCACCACCACCAGCCCCGCUGAGACGUACCCUGAUGUUCCCCAGUGCUUGGACGUCAAUAUUCUCUCCAAUACCAUCUGCCAGGAUGCGUACCCCGAGAAAGUGACUGAGAACAUGCUCUGCGCUGGGGUGCUGGAGGGGGGCAAAGACUCCUGCCAGGGUGACUCCGGCGGGCCCCUGGUCUGUAACAGGAAGCUGCAGGGCCUGGUUUCCUGGGGAGAUCACCCCUGCGCCCAGCCCAACAAGCCUGGGGUCUACACCAGCAUCUGCAAAUACCUAGCCUGGAUCCAGGAGACCAUCGGGGGGAAGUGA